This is a messenger RNA of Candoia aspera, 1466 nucleotides long. It is a transcript of the gene XBP1, whose product is annotated as X-box binding protein 1. Gene Ontology annotation, cellular component: nucleus. Gene Ontology annotation, biological process: regulation of DNA-templated transcription. NCBI's taxonomy places the organism in Eukaryota, Metazoa, Chordata, Lepidosauria, Squamata, Candoiidae. The transcript has 6 exons. The record is from RefSeq and is a predicted model, not a curated record. Gene Ontology annotation, molecular function: RNA polymerase II transcription regulatory region sequence-specific DNA binding; DNA-binding transcription factor activity, RNA polymerase II-specific. The coding region runs from base 34 to 1095 and encodes 353 amino acids.
CGCGAAGGAGGAGGCCGCCGCCCCGCUGUCGGGAUGGCUCCGUUGCCGGGCCCUGCUGCGCCGCCGCGCCUCCUGCUGCUGCCGGCCGCGUCGACAGCUUCGGCGCCUGCUCCCGGGGCCGCCUCGCCUUCCCCGCCGCCGCGCAAGCGGCAGCGCCUGGCGCACCUCAGCCCGGAGGAGAAGGCCCUGCGCCGGAAGCUGAAGAACCGCGUGGCGGCGCAGAGCGCGCGUGACCGCAAGAAGGCGCGCAUGGGCGAGCUGGAGCGGCAGGCCGUCGAGCUGGAGGUCGAGAACCAGAAGCUCCAGGCCGAGAACCGGCGGCUGCGGGAGCGCGCACGCAGCUUGGCGCGCGAGAACCAGGAUCUGCGCCUCCGUCUCGGACUUCCUGCGCUCAAGGUGGAAACGCAGGAGGAGGAGGAGGAGGAGGAAGAGGAAGAGGAAGGAAGCAUUGCCCUUGGGGCAGAGACCGGGUCCUCUGAGUCCGCAGCACUUAGACUACGUGAUGAAGGAGCAGCUGAUGGCCUCCUCCUGGGUGCAGACAGCCUGGUUUCUUCAGAUGCUGAGUCUGAUCUCCUCUUGGGCAUUUUGGACAGUCUGGAUCCAGAUAUGUUCCUGCACUACAGCAGCUCGGAGGCAGCCUACUUUGAGAAGCUGCAGCAGGAAGUGUGUGGAGAAGCAGCUGGUCCCUUACCAGCCUCCUCCAGUCCCUCUCUGGGGCCCGCGCCACCCAAGCUGGACGCCAUUAAUGAACUGAUCCGCUUCGAUCACGAGUACACCAAGCCAUUCUUCCUGGAGAUCAUAUCAGAAGUGGCCAACCAGACCAGCUCACUGAUGGAGGAAGUGGUGGCUUCUCCUCCCCCGCAAGUCCCCACCUCUGUGAAGGAGGAGCCUGCAGAUACACUUUUGCCUGACCUGGGCCUCUCCCACCUGCUCUCCCCAGACCAGAGGCCUCCCUCGCUGCUGGAUGCAGCUAGUGACUCAGGCUAUGAAGGCUCACCCUCCCCAUUCAGUGACCUGUCCUCUCCUAUGGACACAGACUGCAGCUGGGAGGAGGCCUUUGCCAAGGAGCUCUUUCCCCAGCUGAUCAGUGUGUGAGACACAGCUCCUGGACUGCACUGGGAUAGACAGGGCCUUUUGAAAGAGCCUUCCUCUUGAAAGUGUUUCAUCUGAACCUUAAGUAUUGCUUCCUUUUUUGUACAUUGCCUCUGCCCGCUACUUGCCUAAUCAAGGUGUUCCAGAGCCCUUCCAAGAAAUGAAGCCGCCACAGAGUUAGCCAUAUUGGGAGGAGGGGUUCGUGCUUAGGGAGAAAUUGCUAGCCCCUUUCAGUAGCUUCUACUCAACAUGUAAAUAAAGGUCGGGGUGGGGGAUUUGAAAUAUUCUGUAAAUAUACACGUACUGCUUCUUUGAAAGCUAUUUUCCCACAGCAUAUUUAUAACUUUGCUGUAAUUAAAACGCAGAGCAAAUGA